Messenger RNA from Sinocyclocheilus rhinocerous, 2601 nucleotides. Its product is annotated as mitogen-activated protein kinase 8-like. Bases 232 to 1518 code for a protein of 428 amino acids. Gene Ontology annotation, molecular function: ATP binding; MAP kinase activity. Gene Ontology annotation, biological process: protein phosphorylation. The transcript has 12 exons. NCBI's taxonomy places the organism in Eukaryota, Metazoa, Chordata, Actinopteri, Cypriniformes, Cyprinidae. The record is from RefSeq and is a predicted model, not a curated record.
CGUAGUACGCAAGUGUCCGCACUCCGCAGCUCAAGGCCUGCCAGUGGACGGAAGCACACAGUGAGCGCAGAGCUUGUGUCUUCAACUGGAGAACAAGACGAAUACAACAUACUGCUGAGCUCAGUGUGAAGACGCCAGAGCUUUUCUAAACCUGCUCUGUGUCUUCUAAGAGGAUUUUUGAAGGGGAAGUUCUUCUUGAAUGCGUAAGACACAGUCAGAACGGUUUUCACCAUGAACAGGAAUAAGCGUGAGAAGGAAUACUACAGCAUAGAUGUAGGAGAUUCCACGUUCACCGUUUUGAAGCGCUAUCAGAAUUUAAGACCAAUCGGAUCUGGAGCACAAGGCAUCGUCUGCUCAGCGUACGACCAUGUCCUUGAACGAAAUGUUGCAAUUAAGAAACUUAGCCGACCCUUUCAGAACCAAACCCACGCCAAACGGGCCUACAGAGAACUGGUCCUGAUGAAAUGUGUCAACCACAAAAAUAUAAUUGGCUUGCUAAAUGUGUUCACGCCUCAGAAGACACUUGAAGAAUUCCAGGAUGUGUAUCUGGUGAUGGAGCUGAUGGAUGCUAACCUGUGCCAGGUCAUUCAGAUGGAGCUGGACCACGAGAGACUCUCAUACCUGCUUUAUCAGAUGCUCUGCGGCAUCAAACACCUACAUGCUGCUGGCAUCAUACACAGGGAUCUGAAACCCAGUAACAUAGUAGUGAAAUCAGACUGUACGCUGAAGAUCCUCGACUUUGGCCUGGCCCGGACAGCCGCCACCGGCCUCCUCAUGACUCCUUACGUGGUGACGCGCUACUACCGUGCUCCCGAGGUCAUUCUGGGCAUGGGUUACCAAGCCAAUGUGGAUAUUUGGGCUGUUGGCUGCAUUAUGGCAGAGAUGGUGCGGCACAAAAUCCUUUUUCCAGGGAGGGACUACAUCGACCAGUGGAACAAGGUGAUCGAGCAGCUGGGCACACCGUCUCAGGAGUUCAUGCUGAAGCUCAACCAGUCCGUGAGGACUUACGUAGAGAACCGGCCCCGCUAUGCUGGAUACAGCUUUGAGAAGCUCUUCCCAGACGUGCUCUUCCCUGCAGACUCCGACCACAACAAACUGAAAGCGAGUCAAGCGCGAGAGUUGUUAUCCAAAAUGCUGGUAAUAGAUGCGUCUAAACGAAUCUCGGUGGACGAGGCCCUCCAGCACCCCUACAUCAACGUGUGGUACGACCCGUCAGAAGUGGAAGCGCCGCCACCGGUGAUCACGGAUAAGCAGCUAGAUGAGAGAGAACACACAGUGGAAGAGUGGAAAGAGCUGAUAUAUAAGGAAGUGCAGGACUUGGAGGAACGAACGAAAAACGGGGUUAUCCGAGGACAGCCGGCCUCGCUAGGUGCAGCAAUGAGCAAUGACUCCCAUGAGCCCUCGACGUCCUCGUCCUCCACAAACGACGUCUCGUCCAUGUCCACCGACCCCACACUGACCUCGGACACAGACAGCAGUCAGGAGGCGCCCGCAGGACCGCUGGGCUGCUGCAGAUGACUAUCCUCCUCCUCCUCCUCCAUCCGCAUCCACCCGUCACGCCAGUCUGGAAACACGUCCUCCUUUCUUUCUCAAACUCACACGUUCUUUUGAAUUGACAAAGUGUGAGAACGGAGGUAAGAGUUUUUGAGGGCAUCUUCAAAGCUCUUAUACCAAACCAGCAUUUCUUUGAUUACUUUAGUUUUUUGCAUCUGAUUGAAGCUACUUCUACGGCAUCUUGCCAUUUGGAUGUGGAAUGAUUUGAGUUUACUUGUAAAGAUGAAUGGGGAAUAUAUUUUUGAGAUGUUUUUUUUUUUUUUGAGAGUCACUAGUUAGUGGAGGGUCGUUAAACGGCACAUCCAUUUCCUGGAUGAAUGAGUGUUUCCUCACUGUUACUGCUGUUUUGGAGUCAGUGGUGUAUAAAAUCGCAGUGUGUUCAGCGGCAGAGAUGGUUUUUAAUAUGACCUGUGUACGUAACCACGAUUUUAGAUGGACGUUUUAUUUGGUUGUCUUACAGAAACACUUUUUAAAGUGCUUUUAGGGUCUGUAAGCUACUCUUUUCGCUUUCUAAUGUCAUUGCACGACUGACUUCACAUAGUAUUCUCUCUGUAAAAACACGUUUGGCUUUUCAAAUGUCACCGUAGGUAAUCUAGUCUGUACAUAUUUCAACUUGAAACACAGUAACCCACAGCUUUCAUUACACUUCAACACUGUACAGCCUGAUGUAAAGGUCUUGUUUGAACGUUUCAUUAUAUGAUAUGAAACUGAAAUUGGGUAUUUGGCCCAUGCAUACGAAGCGCUUUUGAUUUCAAGGGCCCUGUUUAGGUCGAUCGGAUCACGAGUAGACGAGGGAUUCACACCUGGUGUUUUAAUCCAUCUCUUCUGUCCACUUUUGACCACUUCUGUUCUUUUGAGGGGAGGGCUUUUUCUGAUUUUUUUUUAUCUAAUAUUGUGAAAUAAGCUUGUGCAAUUUACAUAUGAGCCAAACGCCGUUUUUUCCCCAAAGCUAUAUUUAAAACGUUUGCUGCAUGGAUAAAAAAAAAAAAAAUUCUGCUACAUAUAUCAAUCAAAAUUUUGCUGGGAGAAGAAAAAAACAAACAAACA